ACCCUCUGUUCAUUUUCACCAUCCGACAAUGCAAUUACGGGCAACUCUGUAAUUGGAGUCAAUAGUGGAACUUUCAAUCCGUCAAAUAAAAGAAAUCAAAAAGAGGAUUUUGAAAAGAACGGUCAGACCACUCCUAUAAAACGGAAAAAAAUAGACGAUUAUUUCCCUGUUCACCCUCCAAAUUAUAAUGAUGAUAUUUCCAAGUCUCAAAAGACACGUGUAGGUAAUGUUCUUCCCGAUGGUACAGUCCUAUCAAAUCCACCACCACAGCCAGACUUCACCGCCAGAAAUUAUGAGGAAGAAUUCCCAGCAUUAGUGGAUGAGGAUGAAGAAGAAAACCCUCCGUUUGAUAAUAUUAUAAAAUGCGUGCCAGCCACAGCAGAGAAGUGGGUACUGCUGCCAUCUGGGCAAGACGUUAAUGAUAUUUUUAGUAAAAAUGUUUCGCGACUUGCAAAAUCUACAAAGGGCAGGGAAACAUUAACAGCAAUAGAAAGAUCAACAUUGAGAUAUUCUGUGUCAAGAUUAAUUGACCUUUCAGCCCAUAUGCAGGAUUGGUUUACCGUUGAAGAACUUGAAUUCAUGAAAGAAAAUUACAAAACCAUCCUUAAAGUUCCCGACUUGGAAGAUGAUGUUAAUUUUUUAUCACUGAAGUGGAAAAGAUGGCUCGAAAUGACCCAAACAAUGCUUAUAAAUUUUGCAUGGAAAAACACAAACUCAGCAUUCAAUUCGUGCAUGUAUAAAAUUAGCAAAAUUUAUGAUGAUUUUCUAUUUGAGGUUAAAGACGGAACGAAUAUGCUGGAUUGUGGAGAUGAAAGUUACACUGAAGUUGACAUUAUCACGAAGGCAACAUCAUAUAUUGUAAAAGCUCUGAUUAAGGGCCUUAAAAUUUAUUAUAAAUGGGGUGAAUCGUUUUGCCCUUUGAGCAGAUCAGAAACUUUUGAAAAAGGGCGAAAGUGUGAUGUCCGAUUUUUGAGUUCCUCGAGUGUUGAUCUUGGCGAAUGGGAGUUUGCCGUGCAUGCUAAUGCUACAAAAGCGAUUGGAGACCGCUGUCGAUCUGCAAGAGUUAAUCAGUCCAUACUAAAUGGCAUGUUAAAAUUGAACUUAAUGGAUGACCAAGCGAAAAUAGCAAAAGUGCCAUUUUUACAAGUUGCCGGAACAUAUGGACAAAUGUUGCUUGAAGAUUUAGUAAAUGGAUUUUAUUUGGUUUUUCCUGGGUCAUCGUUUGAACUGCCAACGAAAUUAUCUCAAAUUCACAAGUUAAGGCCAACCGUAAAAAUCUUUAAAUAUGUAUUGGAAACAUAUGAAGAAACUAGUAACAUGCUUGAUAAACUUGAUCACGGGUAUAAUAAGCUUGAGUAUAUCUUUAAGAAGACUGAUCACGUCAAGCGAUCACAUUACAAGUCCAAUUUUAUUAGCGAACCAUGGUGGACGCCGAAAAAAAAUAUUACAUCUCAGCUAUCAACUGCAAUUAAAGAAAUGGAUGAAAAGAACUGA
Molecule: messenger RNA, 1494 nt
Organism: Funneliformis geosporum
Lineage: Eukaryota; Fungi; Glomeromycota; Glomeromycetes; Glomerales; Glomeraceae
Source: the annotation of a GenBank genome assembly